Cherax quadricarinatus is the source of this 1907-nucleotide messenger RNA. The record is from RefSeq and is a predicted model, not a curated record. NCBI's taxonomy places the organism in Eukaryota, Metazoa, Arthropoda, Malacostraca, Decapoda, Parastacidae.
UUUGAACAAUUUUCUUUCCCAGGGCUGGGUGAUGUUGCUUUCCGACUAAGAGAGCUUCAGGAGUCUUGUGAGUCUCUGCCUGACUGUCAUGAGCUCAUCACAGAGUAUGCUGAUAAACUCAAGAUUAACAAUGACUUUGACCGGUAUCUGGAGACCGAUGUUUUGCCUCAGCUCCCGAAUGUUGAAUCCAAACUAGAUGAAGUUACUACCCUUAUAGAGAAUGACAUAGAGAUCGUGGUGAAGCGUGGGAAGCGAGCAUUUGAUUCUAUUGCAACAGAGAUCCAGAACAAAGUUCAGAGUUCCAUACCAGAUAUCAAGGAAAAGAUUUUGGAUGCAGGGGGCCAACUGGAAGAUGAGGCAGAAAGAAUUCACCGAAGAUUGCAACCAACUGAUCUCAGCCAGUCUCAGGAUUCUGACUCCUAUCCAAGAGAGUCAAAUAUUUAUUUAAGGGAGAUAAACAAUUACCUAAGAAUAUUGCAAGAUGGAAUUAAUGAAUAUGCUAUGUACAGAUACUGGGGCUUUUUGGGCCUGUGUAUACUUCUUCUAGUGAUAACACUGUGCUUCACACUGGGUGUGGUGUUUGGCUGCUGUGGUCGCCGCCCUGAUGAAGCCUCCUCCUGCCACAAGGCUACUGGGGCCUCAUGGCUCAUGUGUGGUGUUGGGUUAACAUUCCUGUUCUCUGCUAUAAUUAUGGCUUGUACUACAGCACUGUUUGUCUUGGGUAGUGCCAGUGAGAUUCUGGUGUGUAACCCACUCAGUGAUCCCACCAACUCUGAGGUUUUCUCUGUGAUUGCUGAUCACUAUAAUCUUAAUGACUAUUAUCCACCUGGUGAAGCACCAAGAUUGACUGAAAUAAUCAGCAAAUGUCACAAAAAUCAAAGUCUUUACUCAGUGCUGAGUUUAGACAAUGUCGACAGCAUCCUUGUCAAACUCCAAGACUACAAGAAACGGCUCAACCUUGAUGAAAAGAUUGAUCAGUUAAUGCUUGAAAUUCGUGUUGACACUGAUGUUGAGAUCCUGUCGAGAGAUGCCAAAGAACAGUUGUGGGAGCUUGCCAACUCUUCUGUUGCUGAUAAAGACACCUGGGACUAUUACACUGAUAUUUUGGAGAAGAGAGUUCUUACCAUUGAUUUGAUGGAACUUGCAGCCUUACUUAACCAAACAGCAGACCAGCUACCCAAUGGUUAUCACCAAGUGUCUUUUAAACUUAAAAAUGAUGCCCUUUUCCUAGAGGGAUUGCAGCGAUGGGUAACAUCAAUUGGCUCACUCACAAAAAUUCUAAAGAAAACUACUGCAAGACUCAAUGAGCACCUGAAAUUUAACAAAACAAGUUUACGUGAAGCUAUUGGAGACCUUAUCAGCCAGGCUGAGUUUGCACAACAUUAUCUCCGUGUAAAUGGUUCCCGUGAAGUUACAGAGCUUGUAGCAAGAUUUUCAGAAGAUUUCCUAGCCGAUGUAGAUGAAUAUGUAUCACACGUGGAGACUGCUGUAGAAAAUGAUGUAGGAAGAUGUGGACCAGUCUCCACUAUAUACAAUGCAUCCACUUCAGCUUUAUGUAAAGACAUUAUGUAUCCAUUUAAUGGCUUCUGGGCAAGUGUGGGCUGGGUCUUCUUCUUCUUCCUUCCAGCUCUGAUUUUGUCUGUUCAUUUGUCAUCUCUGUACCGAAAGACUGAACCAUACCCAGGACCUCUUAAUGAAUCGGUCCAUCCCGUAGAUCUACGGCUUUACGUUGAGGGACCAAACUGUAGAUCUGCGCCAUGAGCUCAGCUCACUCUGAUAAGCUGUGAGGGGUAAAUAUGGGCCUAGAUAUGAGAGAAUACAUCUAGGUGGUAUGUGUGCACCACAUAAAUCAAAUCCUGCAGCACGCAGUGCAUAAUGAGAGGAAAAAAACUGAGACCGUAAUUUUC